Molecule: messenger RNA, 207 nt
Organism: Fusarium venenatum
Lineage: Eukaryota; Fungi; Ascomycota; Sordariomycetes; Hypocreales; Nectriaceae
Source: RefSeq, a predicted model, not a curated record
AUGGGCCAACAGAAACGGGUACGCCAGAUCGCAGACCACCGAUGUACCAACGAAGAACAAGGCGAGAGGGUGAAAGACGAAUCCGUGAGCCUCUGGCCAAUACCACCAGAGAAGUAUACAACAAACAGGGAGGCCCAUAACGGUGCCUACGAAGCGACAGAACCUGAAGGCAUGAUUGUCAGCACGGCUGGCCGAGUUUGUGAAUAA